This is a messenger RNA of Rhopilema esculentum, 818 nucleotides long. RefSeq lists its product as uncharacterized. The record is from RefSeq and is a predicted model, not a curated record. Lineage: Eukaryota; Metazoa; Cnidaria; Scyphozoa; Rhizostomeae; Rhizostomatidae.
ACAUAUACCAGUUGACAUUAAAUGUCAACUGAGCUGCGUACAAGCUCUUAGAAACAGAAGUGGCUUGUGUUUUUAAUUUGGAAAAGUCUUUCUAGUAUACAUUAAAUGUGUGAAAGAUUCAUACGAAGGAUUGCAAUUACCAAUUCAAAGUGACUAAUUAAGUACAGCCUUCUUUGUGCUGAUAAAGAAAAGCUGUCAAAGGUGUUUGUUCUCUUUUAAAGGAACUUUCAGAUUAACCUGGCAGCAAAAUGUCGUUUGUUACAGUGAAGUUUGGAAAUAACCAGUACGCCCUGUUCAACCCAAACUGCAAGACGGCUGUGCUGCUUGAUGACAUAAAAAAGCGAUGCAAGUGUCACGAUGCUUCGAUUCUAGACGUAAGUGAUGAAAAGGGUGAAAUCAAACAUCUCCAGGACCACACUCAUGAAUAUGCGACGAAAUUACUGAAGGGCAGAGAGAUUUUGAUUCUUCUGGAAUUAAAGACAAAUAAAGAAACAAAGGAAGUCACAUACCUACCAUUGUUGAAAAAUAUGAAAAAACUGUAUCCAAACGUGAUUGAACGCCUAUCAAAGUCGACCAAUAAAACUGAAGAUCAAGGACAUGAUGUGAAUCAGAAGACAGUGAUUAAAACACCAAGGCAGAGGAAUGCUUCACAAAGUAACAGUAACAGUUUACAUCUUCAGCAGAGAGGAAAAAGGCAAAGUUUGGAACAACCGAGGCGAAGAGCAUGUUCUGAUAAAUCCACUUUCAAGGCUUGAAAAACUUUCAAGGCUCAAGAAAAUUGAAGGUGUAAUAGCAUAACGACACAUUGAAGGUGCAUC